Molecule: messenger RNA, 1316 nt
Organism: Cynoglossus semilaevis (tongue sole)
Lineage: Eukaryota; Metazoa; Chordata; Actinopteri; Pleuronectiformes; Cynoglossidae
Exons: 8
Coding region: 177-1151 (324 amino acids)
Source: RefSeq, a predicted model, not a curated record
ACCAGGGGGCGCUUAUCUUCAACAACAUGACAUAGCAACGUCACCAUCCUCUUUGUCACCAUUAAAAGGACAACACCUCAGUGUGAGAGAGUAGCAGGAUCACAUAUCACAGCAGAUUAUACUUGUCUAGUCGGUCAUGAUCAUCUGUGGUGAGAUCAUCUGACACUGGGAUUAAGAUGAGCAUGAGCAGCAGCAGCAGCAGCAGCAGCAGCAUCAGUAAGAGAGAGAGGGAGCAGAAGAAGAGGCUGCAGCACUUCCUCAGUGACCUGGCUCUGCUGGGGUCAUUACAGGGAUUUAAAUACUUCCAGCCGUGGCUCAGAGGAAAAGAAGAGCUACUGCUGACUGUAGUCAACGAGGACCUGGGCUGGUCUUCUCCAGGGUUCUUGGUCUCCAGAGCCUCCUCCUCCUCCUUCUCCUCCAGCGGCAGUGAUGUUUCCCACAGCAGCAGCUCUCCCUGUUGUAUGGACAGUGGCUGCAGUUCUCCCCUGCCUGGAGAACCUGGAGAACCUGGAGAACCUGGAGAACCUGGAGAACCGGGUGCUCCAGCAGAAAGCCUGUCACAAACACAGGGCAGGAGGCAGACACACAACAUCAGGGAGCAGAGCAGUGAGGAACACCUCCUGCCUGCCUCUCCCAGUGAAAGAGAGAUAGCUGUUCCUGAAGUGAACUGCACCCUGUUUCUAUUGGCCGGCUACGUCAAGUACGGUCGUCCCUACGCCUGGAUCCGCUCCAACCACGAGCGUCUGGUCAACAUCGGCGGCACCGACUCCAUGGUCAAGGACACGCCCAUGAAACUCAAGUCCAUAACAGACUGGCUGAGCAGAGGAAUUCGAGUGUGGGACAUGGUGAGUGAGCUGGUCUGUCUGUGCACCAUCCCCUCACCUUCCAACCCCUUCGCAUUGGACACGCGUUACAUCCAAAGUCUUCCCCUCCAUGAACGGUUCCUGGUCACCGGUGCUCUCCUCAACUUCCUGGAGAUGUACGUGGUUUAUGGAAACAAGGACGAGAUGUACUACGACAAAGUGGUCGAGGAGGUGAAGCCUCUCAGACGUCUCCAUGUCCAGGCCCUGCUGGAGCUGCAGAGACACAGGGAGACGCUCAAGUCCCAGAGUGACGGGUCUCCACCUCCACCCAAUGGAACGCAGAAAUGAAGCGUCUGUGCUCAUGUUGAUAUAAUGUUCUGAAAAUUCUAGGAAUCAAGUCACAUGACUCCCAGAACCAACAGCAGUCUGAACCUCUGACCCGCUCUGAACCCAAACCAGCCUGGAGCCUGAGAGACUUCUGUUUUCAUCAGGACUAAUAUAACCUGAGAAUGG